AUGCAGUCUUUGCGCGUCAGCAUGGCCCCGAGGGCCACGGCCAGAGCCGUGACUUGCCCCUCGAGGCGGUGCUUCACGGCAGGCAUGCCAUUGAGGGCAGCCCAGAAGCCAUUCUAUGAGGGUGAGCCUGGCGGGCCAGUCCUCAAAACGAAGAUCCCCGGGCCGCAGAGCACGAAGCACAUCAAGGAGCUGAGCGAGGUCUUUGAGACGCGGAGCUUGAGCCUCCUGGCUGAUUACACCCAGAGCUUUGGCAACUAUAUUGCCGAUACGGAUGGCAACCAAUUACUAGAUGUGUAUGCGCAAAUCGCCUCCAUCCCCAUCGGGUACAACAAUCCCGCCCUGGCCAAGGCGGCCGCGACACCCGAGAUGAUCAGAGCCCUGAUCAACCGUCCAGCCCUCGGUAACUUCCCAUCCCACGACUGGGCCGAGAUCCUCAAGACGGGCAUCCUGAAAGUGGCGCCCAAGGGCCUGCCGCACGUCUUCACGGCCCUGGCGGGCUCCGACGCCAACGAGCUGGCCUACAAGGCGGCCUUCAUGCACCGGCGGCAGCAGGAGCGCGGCGGGUACGACGUCGACUUCACAGCUCAGGAGCUCGAGUCCGUCAUGAACAACCAGUCCCCCGGGUCGUCCCAGCUGUCCAUCCUCUCCUUCAAGACCAGCUUCCACGGCCGCCUGUUCGGCUCCCUCUCCACGACUCGCUCAAAACCUAUCCACAAGCUCGACAUCCCGGCCUUUGACUGGCCGCAGGCCACCUUCCCCCAGCUCAGGUACCCGCUGGAACAACACGCCGCCGAGAACGCAAAAGCCGAGCAGGCGAGCCUCGACGAGGUCGAGCACCUCAUCAAGACGUGGCACCUCCCCCCCGCCGCCCUCAUCGUCGAGCCCAUCCAGAGCGAAGGCGGCGAUAACCACGCGAGCCCGUCCUUCUUCCGGGCUCUCCGCGCCCUCACGAAGAAGCACAACGUCCUCAUGAUCGUCGACGAGGUCCAGACCGGCGUCGGCGCAACAGGAAAGUUCUGGGCCCACGAGCACUGGGGGCUGGACGAGGACGACGCCCCGGACAUGGUCACCUUCUCCAAGAAGGCCCAGACGGCGGGGUACUACUACCGCCAGCCGUCCCUGCAGCCCAACCGGCCCUACCGCCAGUUCAACACGUGGAUGGGCGACCCGGCCCGCGCGCUCCUCUUCCGCGCCAUCGUCGACGAGGUGGCGCGGCUCGAUCUUGUCCAGAACACGGCGAGGGUCGGCGCGUACCUGUACGAGCAGCUCGAGGGCCUCGCGGGGCGGUACCCGGACCUGUUCCGGAACCUGCGGGGCAAGGGCCAGGGCACGUUCAUUGCGUUUGACAGUCCCAAGCGGGAUGAGUUCCUCGCCCGGGCCAAGGCGGAGGGUAUCAAUAUCGGCGGGAGUGGCACCUCGGCCGUGCGGCUGAGGCCGAUGCUGAUUCUGCGGGAGAUGCAUGUCGAUAUUUUGAUCGACGCGCUGGAUAAGGUUGCCAGGGCGCUGUGA
Molecule: messenger RNA, 1509 nt
Organism: Clonostachys rhizophaga
Lineage: Eukaryota; Fungi; Ascomycota; Sordariomycetes; Hypocreales; Bionectriaceae
Source: the annotation of a GenBank genome assembly